AAAUGCUUCAACGCGAAGAGUCUGUUGGCUUAGAGGUCACGUGAUCCUAAUACGCUUAGUUAGCUAGCUGCUGUUCCUGGGCCCCAGAGCUCAACAAAUCUCUCAAUACACUCAUUAAAACCAUUAGAGUCACGCACGAAAGAGAAAGAAGAAAAAGAAGAAAUCUCGGGAGCUGGAGGCUGCAGUGGAUUGACCUAAUAAUAAUACAAUGAUCACAAUGUGGCACAACUGUCACGCUCCGCUUCUUGGCGACUUCACUGUUUGUCGCUGCAGUGCUGACUCGUUGCUUCACGAUAUGCAGGUACACCCGGUUCGUUCCUGUUUGAAAUCUCUGUACCUGCAUCCUUGACCUCGACGACUCAGACCCAGAGGAAUCAGGAUCAACAGAGCUCUCGCCGCAAGAAGACCAAUCCGCCUCCUGCAAAUCCCCGCUGGGCCGAUGAUCGUCCUGUUCUGGUUCUCGUGUCAGCCUCAAAUGGUUCUAUUCCGGGCUCUCACUGCAGGGUCAGUGGCCCCGGUUGAGUCUCGGCCACGAGGAUCCAGCCUGAAGGCCCAAAUUAAAUGAACAGGCAUUUGUAGCCAUCCGCCGAGGUAUUUUUCCUGGAGAGAUGCGUUGCUGCUCUGGAUCUACGCAGGACAGGUUUGAGUAUAAAUGAGGCUUCUCUCUUGCUUGCUUUCUUUCGUCGUCUCGUCUCUCUCUCUCUUUUUUUUUUUUAUUGCCCUGCGUCCUUCGUUCUAACCCUAUCUGUCUGCCCUCUUGCUUUGGGCUUGUCAUUCCUUUGCCAGUCCGUCGAUCUCUGCCACUCUUUUUUCUUGCUUUUUUCUUUGCUAUAUUCAUUUCACAUACCCAAAAAUGCGUACUGGCUGGCUCCUCUUGGCCUCCCUGGCCGGUUAUGCUCUGGGCCUCCCCACCGACCUCAACCGCCGUGGCCUGACCAUCAGCGCUGGAGCCGAUGUGGAUGUCUCCGCUGUCGUCACUGGGUUCGUUUCUGAGAAGAUCAGCGUUUCCUCCUUCGCCGGUCUGAGUGCCAACGGCUGUGCUGGCUUGGAGGUCGCUGUCUUGGGCGCCGAGGCCACCGUUGUCGGCGUUGCUGUGCGCGAGGAGAUCAAGGCCUGGCUCCUUAGUGCCGGUGUACACAUCUUUGAUGCCAGCAUCCAUGCGGCCUUGAUCGCCUGGUGCGAGGCUACCGAGGCUGCCAUCCUCUCCGUCGACGUUAUUGCGGGCCUGGCUCUCUACACUCCCUUCCUCGCCCAGAUCGCUGCCGAGGCCAGCCUCGUCGCCACUGUGAACGGUAUAGUCGCCAUCGACCACUUCAUCCAGGGUGAGGUCGCCCUCGCCGCCAGUGCCCAGGCUGCCCUGCUGUCCUUCAUUACCUCCUCCUCCGCUGCUGCUCUGGACCUCCAGGUCAAGGCAGCUCUCGCUGUCGCCGCCGCCGGUGGCGUUGUUGCCACCCUCGAUGCCGAAGUCAAGGCUGCCCUGCUCGCCUGGGUUACUGCCGAGGCCUGCACGCUCGAGGCCUCUCUGAAGGCGGCCGUCAUUGCUUGGAUCCACGGUGUUGUUGCCGCCGAGGUUGCCGUCGUCGAUGCUCUGCAAGUCGAGGCCGCCAAGAUCGUCGCCGCUGGUGAACUCAUCAUCGCCGAAGUCACCGCUGCCGGUGCCCUGGUCGCCAGCGUCCAGGCUUCCCUCGCUGCCUUCCUCAAGACCAACCUCGUCCUGGGCGUCGAUGCCGGCAUUCUCGCUUCCCUCAAACUCGCCGCUGCAGGAGAGCUCGCUACCGCUCUCAGCGUCGAGGCCCGCCUCGCCCUCAUCGCCUGGCUGCAGGCCCCCUUCUGCGCUCUUACCGCCGAACUCAAGUCUGCUGUCCUCCUGUGGCUGUCCUUUGCUGCCGCUGCCGAGAAGACCGCCCUCGCCCUCACUGCCGUUGAUGUCUUUGCCAUCAAGGCCUUCCUGGCCAGCUCUGCCGCCGCCGCCCUCAGUGUCGAGAUCCGCGCUGCCCUGGGUGCUCUCCUGGCGGGCGAGAGCCUGGCUUCCCUGGCCGUUGAGGUGCGUGCUGCUCUUGCCGCCCUCCUGGGUGGUGCAGCGGGCGUUGUUGUCCCGUUCGGCUUUGAGGUCCUUGUCUGGGGCUGGAUCGGUGGUGUCACCCUGGUCGGUGGUGCUCCUACUGUCGUCCUUUAAUCGGUUACUCCUAAUCAAUUAACCUGUACCACUGGACUGAAAGCCUUAUUCCAACUGUGGUACAGACGAACCUGUAUACUACUUAGAUUUCUUUGAUUGUACUAUAAGCGUGCUAUAUGGCUAUACAACACACUAUGCCAAUAACGUCUGGAGAAUAAGAAGGCUAUUCAACCACAAUAAUCUGUCUUUCCUUAUUUGAUAGCCUCCUUAGCAGCAUGACCUGGGGCUCUAUCUUGCAUACGAAUCAAAUCAGGAUUUAAUCUUAGUUAAUGGAGCCCCAAAUCCGUCUCCCAGAAAAGCCAUGGUCCUUUCUGAUUCUCUGCAAUUGAUCCCCCAAAAAUCCAUCCUUUUCCUUUUUGAUGGUGCUCAAGAAAGUAAAGAGGAUCUCUUCACUAGCUCUGUUAGUAAUGGAUAGGCGCAUGUAUGGUCAUAUUACUAGGUAGGCCUGCCUGUGCCGUGAGAUAGGUAGCGAGGGCGGUCUAGGACGGCAGUACCUCACGUGUACUAACAGUUAGGGCCCCAAGGUCACAUGUCAUGUAGGUCACGUUAUGCCAUAUAAUUUUCUGAGAGAGGCUUGUCUAUGCUUUAGGCAGGCUCGUGAGGGAAAAAGGGGCAAGCGAGGGCGGUCAGAACCAGCAUAUAUUCACAUGAUCUAACAUUUU
Messenger RNA from Monascus purpureus, 2838 nucleotides. The record is from the annotation of a GenBank genome assembly. NCBI's taxonomy places the organism in Eukaryota, Fungi, Ascomycota, Eurotiomycetes, Eurotiales, Aspergillaceae.